GACGUGGGGGGAGGCUUGCUGCACGCAGCAGCGCGUCUCACACAGCAAGUCAGCGACGACGCACCGUUCUACACCGCACUCCAGCGCAUACAGCACCGGUGGAAGGUCAAGCGCACCCACCCUGCCCUCGCUCCUCCGCCAACCCCCCUCUCCACCUCCUCCUCCUCAACCGCGUCUGGCUUUGCUGCUGACGUCACAGUGCAAUCGCUCCUCCUCUCCCUCCCUCACUCGCCCCCUCUACCUGCCAGCAUGCCUCUCAUACCCGCUACAAGCCUCCCCUUUACCUCAUUAAGACUCGAUAGGGACAAGCAGGGAAUGCUCCGGGCUGCUCCGCCUGAAGGCCAGCCAAUCAGGAGGCUCCACGUCAGCGUGUUUGGGAGGGAAGCGGGCGGAGACUAUGGGGAGGAUGGUAUUGCUGGUGCUCGUGGUAAUGGUGAGGGGGCGGUGGGGAAGGGGGGAGAGGAGGAAGGAGAGGGUGGGGGGAUGGCAGAGGGGAAGGAAGGGGAGGAGGGGGAGGAGAAGGAGGAGGAGGAGGAGGGGGGCGUGGGGAGGGCGGUGCGCAAGGCUCAUGAGCUUCUGAGGGCGGCUCAGCGAUCGUGGUUUGACUGGCAGGGCAAAGAAAAGGGCCGUGGAGCGAUGCCUGUUGCGCAUGGUAUGGUGGUGCUGGGAGUAUGCGCCAUGCAUGGUAUGGUGGUGCUGGGAGUAUGCGCCAUGCAUGGUGUGGUGGUGCUGGGAGUAUGCGCCAUGCAUGGUGUGGUGGUGCUGGGAGUAUGUGCCAUGCAUGGUGUGGCGGUGCUGGGAGUAUGUGCCAUGCAUGGUGUGGCGGUGCUGGGAAUAUGUGCCAUGCAUGGUAUGGUGGUGCUGGGAGGAUGUGGCAUGCAUGGUAUGGUGGUGCUGGGAAUAUGUGCCAUGCAUGGUGUGGCGGUGCUGGGAAUAUGUGCCAUGCAUGGUAUGGUGGUGCUGGGAGGAUGUGGCAUGCAUGGUAUGGUGGUGCUGGGAAUAUGUGCCAUGCAUGGUGUGGUGCUGCUGGGAAUAUGUGGCAUGCAUGUUGUGGCGCGCCUCUGUCCACACCUGACAGUCUGCUCGCAUGCCACCCACCACCCCACCAUCGCUGCCUGGACGCUCUCAUUCCGCUCUCCAUCCUCCUGCACCGCUCUGCACAGCUCUCACGGGGCACACGGUGGGCGGCUGGGUGAGGCGGAGAGAGGGGUGGGCGGGACAGGGGGAGGGGGGGGUGCAGAGGGGCAGGGAGGAGGAGAGGAGGACGAGGGGAGAGCUGGAGGAAAUGGAGAGGCGAGGAGAUUGGGAGAGAGGGAGGGAAAAGUUGAGGUAGAAGCAGGUGUGGAGGGUGGGGGCUGUGAUGUGGGAGGCGACAGGCAGGGCACGGUGGGAGGUGCGGCAGCAGAGGAACCAGCAGCGGCAGCAGCAGCAGCUGCGGGGGCUGCUGAGGGUGAUGGGGAGUUGCUACAGGGGGAAAGGAGGGGCGAGGAGAAAGAGAGGAAUGGGGGAGCAGGGAGUGGGGGCGCGGGGGAGAGCGAGUGGGAGUGGGAGGUGGCGGUGCAGCUGAGAGACGUGGAGCUCACUGGUGCGGAGGAGCAGGAGUGCUACUUGGUGGCGCGCCCGGAUGCGGCUGCCGGGUGUGUGCGCUGGUGGAUGGCUCCUAGAGAGUGCGCCCUCGCAGCGCUGCACGCACGUGCCAUGGCAGGCGGGACGGCAGGAGGGGCAAAAGGUGGCGAGUGCGUGGGGUAUCCGGGGAGGAGCAAGGGUGCUGCGAGCCGUGCGGGGGACGAGGAGGGAGAUGAGGGGGAGGGGGGUGUGGUGCUGCUGGGAGCGUUGGGAGUGGAUGAGCUCAAAGAUGUGAUCACCAGAGCCGCCCUCCGCUAG
Messenger RNA from Closterium sp. Naga37s-1, 1884 nucleotides. The record is from the annotation of a GenBank genome assembly. Lineage: Eukaryota; Viridiplantae; Streptophyta; Zygnematophyceae; Desmidiales; Closteriaceae.